Schistocerca gregaria is the source of this 1878-nucleotide messenger RNA. RefSeq names its product leucine-rich repeat-containing protein 40-like. Gene Ontology annotation, molecular function: protein binding. The coding region runs from base 30 to 1841 and encodes 603 amino acids. The transcript has 4 exons. The record is from RefSeq and is a predicted model, not a curated record. Lineage: Eukaryota; Metazoa; Arthropoda; Insecta; Orthoptera; Acrididae.
UUUUUGUACGCGCUCGUAUACAGGCUUCUAUGAGGACCCUAAAGAUCACAAUAUGCGAAGGAUACAACCUCUAUCAAUUCAGUACUGAGGGGUACUUAGGCACGCUUGUCAUUUUGUCUGGAGGAUUGACAACCGAAAAAACCUCUGUAAAAAAAAAGGAAUCUGGCUAUUGCAUGUGGAAUGAAACGUUAGACGUACUUCAAAAAGGCACAAAACGUGUGAACAUAUCCAUCACAGUCUGGGAUAUCUACGAUAACAGAGAAGUGUGCACUGGUUACUGUAUCUUUCCGUCCAAGCCAAGUAUGGACAGUUCUAUUUUGACAUUAGAUUUGUCUUCUCGUCCAGGAAGGAACGACUACGCCCAAGGAAAGGUUACAUGUCGCAUUGUUCCGGGGGAUAAUAAAAUCAAACUAAAACCUGAAAAGGCUGACGAGAAGCAAGUUAAAUCUAGAAUCUCUGCUGCUAACUCAAAGCACUCCACAGAGCUAGACUUGACAGGAUGCAACCUAAAAGACAUACCAGCGAUCGCGCUAGAAAAACCGCGCUGGACCUAUCUUGAUAUCAGUUUCAAUUAUAUCAACGAUUGGCCCAAUUCGUUGACAACGCUCCGCGAAUCGCUCAGAGAAUUACUUAUUUCCAGCAAUGGGAUUACUGAAAUUGGGGCCAGUAUAGGCAAACUGACCAACCUGAAUUCAAUUUAUCUCAACGGAAACUGUAUUCGAGCACUUCCUCCAGAGAUAGAGAGUCUCACCUCUCUAGUCGUGCUGAGUUUAGAUAAUAACGGGCUCCAAAGUAUUCCACCACAAAUUGGCAGCCUAAAAUCUCUUGAAAUUCUGAAGCUAAGCUACAACCCUAUAUGUAAACUCCCGGUUGAGAUAGGCAUGUGCACCUCGCUGAUUCACAUCGAUAUGACCGGCAGCUCACUCGAAUCUUUGCCAGAGGAGUUUUAUCAGCUAAGAAAACUCACAAACGUCAACUUCAGCUUCAACAAACUAACCCAACUAUCUGAAUCCAUAUCUAACUUAGUUAAUCUGAACGUGGUCGACCUCUCACACAACAAAUUAACUGAUCUACCUUGUGGAAUAGGGAUAUGCCCUAUUGACACCUUGCUUUUAGACGCCAAUCCACUAACAAACGACGAGCUUGUCGCUGUAGCCGCGGAUCCUUAUAAAAUCAGAAUCUACCUUAGAAAACGAUACAAAGAGCAAAUCGAUGCACAAAAGGCCUCAUUAAAAGAAACUGAAUCUGAUUCGCAAAAUACCGUAGGAAAACCAACUGUAGAGCUAACUGCCAUAAAUAGCUCGGAUUACCUCACCAAUGACGAAAUAGUAGCAGACUUCCCAAAGUGGGCUACCGUAUUCAUGGAAUACUUAGAUGGGGCCAAGGAUGCUGUACUCAACGAGGAAUCGACCAAAAAUACGACCGAAAACCAAUCUUGGAAGCAAUUGUGUCAUUAUGGACAACGACUUUGCUCUGUCAUAAAAAAACGCUUAGCACAAAUAAAAAAAGACGUUAUGCUUGCAAAGUCUUUAGAAGAUUUAACCCAGAUGUCACCACCUCUGGAGCGCAUUGGCCAUAUAAUCAACGACUUCUUCUUUUAUUUCCCAAGCCAAUCUAGACUGCAUUCAGUCCAGCUGUUCCUACACGAAACCACGCUACAAAAACAAAAAAAGCUACACAUUUAUGUUCUUAAAGAACUCGACGUAGUCGUCAUGUCUAUGCUAAGUGCGGUUACACAAAAGUCCCCAAUACAAGAUCUCAAUACCAUGUUAGAGUUUGUCAAGGGCAUCCUCACCGAAUUGGUAAUCAUACCUGUAAAAGAUACUUCCAAAGAUGAUUAAUAAAAUGCACGUAUACACAGUUCUACAAAUCUCCAAA